CACAAUAAUGGCUAAACAACUUUCUUUAAUGUGCUAUUUGUAAAAAGCGAGAGUUGAAGAAGAAACCACGCCACUGCCUUCAUCUACCGAGUCCACACAGCCCAGUUCUUCAGACUCAUUAACCCACAAGAAGCAGAUCUUCCGAUGCAUUGUAACAGUGUUGAAGAACAUAAACUCUUGAACACAAUGCCUCGACAUCUGUAAUGGCGUGCUGACUUUCGGAUGUGACUUCAACGAAACGAUUGUCAGGAUCCCGAAAACAGAGAUGUAGUCUGCACUCCGGUCUGUUGGCAGACUCUGAGGUCUCACUAUGCUGCUUUAUCUGCUGCUGGCCAUCUUACAAACCAACAUCUAUGGCCAGAUAGACCCAGCUCACUGUCGUUACCCUCUCGGUAUGGAGGACGGGAGGAUCAAAAACGACGACAUCACUGCCUCCAGCCAGUGGUAUGAAACCACGGGCCCUCAGUAUGCAAGGUUAAACCGUGAGGAAGGGGACGGCGCCUGGUGUCCUGCUGGUCAACUGCAACCCUCAGAUGUUCAGUAUCUUCAGAUUGACCUUCGUCAGCUCAUCUUCCUCACCGUGGUUGCUACGCAGGGUCGCUAUGCUCGCAGCUCCGGCAACGAGUAUGCACGCAAGUACCGUCUGGAGUACAGUCGCGAUGGACGUCGCUGGAUCUCCUGGAGAAACCGCCUUGGCAUUGAGAUUAUAAUGGGAAAUAUAAACACCUACGACUCCGUGGUGAGUGACCUCCAUCCUCCCAUCAUCACUCGGUUCUUGCGCUUGAUUCCUGUCACGGAUGCCAUACACACUGUGUGUAUGAGAGUGGAGCUGUUUGGAUGUGCCUGGCAGGAUGGCCUGACGGCGUACAGCUCUCCGGAGGGCCAGACCAUGAUGGCUCCUGGCUAUCCCAUCACACCUCUCAAUGACUCGACGUACGACGGGUCCCUGGAACGCAGGAAGCUGUCUUGGGGGCUGGGUCAGCUGACGGAUGGUGUGAUUGGUCAGGAUGACUUUGAACAGAGAAGGCAGUACCGGUUGUGGCCCGGAUAUGACUACGUGGGCUGGAGGAACGACAGCUUGGGCCCUGGAUUUGUAGAGAUGGAGUUCCAGUUUGACAGACAACGAAACUUCACCUCUAUGAAGGUUCACAGUAAUAACAUGUUCUCUCGGGGUGUGAAGAUCUUCGCAUCCGUGUCCUGCGCUUUUAAACUGCAUCUCAUUUCUGAGUGGGAAGCAGAGCCGGUGGAGUUUCACACCGUUCUAGACGACAGGAACCCAAGCGCCCGUUACGUGACCGUCCCGUUAAAGCACAGGUCGGCCACGGCUCUGCGCUGCCGCUUCUACUUUGCUGACACUUGGAUGAUGUUCAGCGAGAUCUCAUUUCAGUCUGCAACUAAUGUGCUUCCUACCCAGAGGCCUCCAGUUUUGACCCCCCCUUCAUAUGAAGUUAACAGCAAAGUAUCAGAAACUACUCAGAUAACAGAGGACCGGACGACGCCCUCAAAGACGGGCUCUCCUGAAGAGGGCAGUACGUCGAUUCUGAUUGGCUGUUUGGUGACUAUUAUUCUCCUGCUGGUGGUGAUCAUCUUCCUGAUUCUGUGGUGCCAAUAUGUGUGCAAAGUCCUGGAGAAGGCUCCAAGGCGUAUUUUGGAGGAGGAGGUGACGGUGCGUUUGUCCUCUAGCAGUGACACUAUAAUCCUGCAGACUCCCCCGGUGCCCCCGCGCGUCUCCCUCGACCCCCCCUACGAGAGGAUCUUCCUUCUGGACCCCCAGUAUCAGGAUCCCGCUGCGCUCAGGAACAAACUUCCAGAGCUGUCUCAAAGCGCAGAGGCUUCUGCCUGUAGCGGAGGAUACGCCGAGCCCGACGUUACCCUGUGCACCCCACACCAGGGUUUUCAGAGCAGCGUGCCGCACUACGCUGAAACUGACAUCAUUAGCCUGCAGGGCGUCACCGGCAGCAACAUGUACGCCGUUCCCGCCCUCACCGUGGAUUCCCUGACGCGGAAGGACAUCUCGGUGGCCGAGUUCCCUCGAGAGAGACUGCUGUUCAGAGAGAAACUGGGAGAAGGCCAGUUUGGUGAGGUACAUUUGUGUGAGGCCGAGGGUUUGGCAGAGUUUCUGGGAGAGGGUGCACCGUUACCAGAGCAGGAUGGCAGGCCAGUGUUGGUAGCAGUUAAACAACUCAGAGCGGACGCCACCAGCAAUGCCAGAAAUGACUUCUUGAAGGAGAUAAAGAUCAUGUCGCGUCUGAAUAACCCGAACAUCAUUCAGCUGCUGUGCGUGUGCGUGAGCUCCGACCCGCUGUGCAUGGUGACGGAGUACAUGGAGAACGGAGACCUCAACAUGUUCCUGUCCCAGAGAGAGCUGGAGAGCACACUCACACACGCCAACAACAUUCCGUCUGUCAGCAUUGCUGACUUGUUGCACAUGUCGGUGCAGAUCUCUUCUGGGAUGAAGUACUUGGCUUCUCUGAACUUUGUGCAUCGUGAUCUGGCCACACGGAACUGCCUCCUGGACCGCCAUCUCACCAUAAAGAUCUCUGAUUUUGGCAUGAGCAGAAACUUGUACAGCAGCGAUUACUAUCGUAUACAGGGGCGCGCUGUACUGCCCAUACGCUGGAUGGCCUGGGAGAGCAUCCUACUGGGGAAGUUCACAACAGCUAGUGAUGUGUGGGCUUUUGGAGUAACUCUGUGGGAGAUUUUCACGUUAUGUAAGGAGCAGCCCUACAGCCUGCUGUCUGAUGAACAGGUCAUCGAGAACACCGGCGAGUUCUUCAGGAACCAGGGGAGACAGAUCUUUCUCUCCGGCCCACCACUCUGUCCAUCCUCUCUGUUCGAGCUGAUGAUGCGCUGCUGGAGUCGUGACAUCGUGGACCGGCCCUCUUUUAACAGAUUGUAUCAGGCCCUGCGAACUUUUGCGCCCCACUUAUGACCGACACCUGCCCUACUGAAACAACCUGGAGGAGAACUGUUAUAUAACUGCUUGCCCGUCGGGGACGUAGAGCGCAAACGUGAUAGCCACAAUGUAGCGUCAUUAGAGCAUCAGAAAUCCAAUGGAGGGGAGAUUUAAAGAUGAUGCGAUUUCACAAAAGGCAUUCCUUCAUGCAUUCAUUCACUUACGUAUAUUCAUCUCCAUUGGGACUCAACGAGCUUUUUUCCAAUCCAUAGACACUUGAGAUUUGUUUGUAGUUAUCGUUGUUAAUAUUUCCUUUGAGUAUCUCUUUUUUCUUUUCCUUAAAGGGAUAGUUCACUUUGAAAUUAAUUUUCAAGGGCAUCCAAGAUGUAGGUGUCUUUG
Molecule: messenger RNA, 3295 nt
Organism: Pimephales promelas (fathead minnow)
Lineage: Eukaryota; Metazoa; Chordata; Actinopteri; Cypriniformes; Leuciscidae
Gene: ddr2l
Product: discoidin domain receptor family, member 2, like
Biological process (GO): positive regulation of neuron projection development; cell surface receptor protein tyrosine kinase signaling pathway; protein phosphorylation
Cellular component (GO): signaling receptor complex; plasma membrane
Molecular function (GO): collagen binding; protein tyrosine kinase collagen receptor activity; ATP binding
Source: RefSeq, a predicted model, not a curated record